UGAUAGGUGUAGCAGUACUGGCCAGCUUAUAGAUGAUGGGCUCUAAAGAUAAGGUUGUGUCACAACAUCCUGCAGAUCGAGGGAUCGGACCAAUUCCUGGCUAUGUUGUUUCACCUUAUCCUUAUCCCAAUGGGGCUUCAGUUCCAGCUAGUUUGGGGGGUAAGAUGUCAAUGGUCCAGCCGCCACUGGCCAGCCUCAUGAUGUAUAAUAAUGAUUACAGUCAACCUCCUCCAGCUCAUAUGGGAAUUCCACCUGUACAUAUCGAUCCAAAAACAGGGUUGCCACGACCUCCCAUGUAUGGUUACCCAGCUCCCCCUGGUCAGUUUCCGCACCCUAUUUAUGGCCCAGAUUUCCCUCAAGUGCAAUGGCAAAGACCUCCAGGUUAUCCUAUAUCCUCAGGUGCCUUUUCUGGGCCUUAUCCACCGUCAUUAAUCAACACAUCCCCGUUAACACGAUUUGGUCCACCCAGUCUUUUACCACCUCCAGGCUUACCGCAUCCAGGAAUACCCCAUCCAGCAAUUGUCACUGCAGGACCAAAACAGGAAGUGAUGUCACAUAGUCAAGAUAAUCAUCGAGAUGCCAUUUUUCCAGAAUUAGCCAGAAAUCCAGAAUUUUAUGAAUUCUGGAGAAAAUCAGCUUCAUAUUAUGGGCAUAGUUUGCAAGAACAGUCAAGUAGCCAUGCGAGUGAGGCUCAAACAGCUGGUGAUAAAAAGAAACCUCAUAUAAAGAAACCAUUAAAUGCAUUUAUGUUAUUUAUGAAAGAAAUGCGGCCAAAAGUAGUAGCAGAAUGUACAUUAAAAGAAUCUGCAGCAAUAAAUCAAAUUUUGGGGCGAAAGUGGCAUGCUUUAACUAAAGCAGAGCAGGCAAAAUAUUAUGACAUGGCUUGCAAAGAGAAAGACUUGCACAUGCAGCUCUAUCCUGGCUGGAGUGCCCGCGAUAAUUAUGGCAGAUAUGCCAAAAAGAAAAUCAAACGAGGGAAGCAGCAGUCUGAAGAUACAGGUAUGAAUAAUGCUAAAGCCAGAUUACCAUGGUAUUUCAAUGAUGUUACCACAGAUUCUAUAACUGCUGAAGGAAGCUCUGGCGGGGAUUCAUAUCAGUGGGAAAGGACGAGGCCAUCUAUUAUUGAAUGCUCAAACCCAAAGAAAUGCAGAGCUAGAUUUGGUCUUGACCAACAGAAUCAGUGGUGCAAACCAUGCAGACGAAAGAAGAAGUGUAUUAGAUUCCUGACUGGUGAAGAUGGAACAGCCAGCAACACUGAUGGGGAGGAUGGCAAUGAUGAUGUUAUGAGUGAUGGCAUCACCACAAUGACAACAACUGCAGAUUCUAUGAAUGAAAGUGACUGUAAUUUAGAGAGCCCUAACCUGUCACCUCACAGCGAACACAUAAAAGAACAGCAGCAACAGAAAUUCAUUCAAAAUAUUAAGGUUGAAUCCACAGACUCUGCUUAUUCUCCACCACCAGUGCCUCGUUCCUGCUCUUCACCAAACACCUAGGGAAAGCCACAUUUCCAAUUCCAAAAACCAUCGAUUACAGGUAGCAUAAUAUUUCACUAUUACCCCCUGCCAUGCUGCUGGCAGGGGAAUAUGAAAUAGAUAAGGACAUUAAAAGGAUUUACCAAACAUAACCAGACAAAGAAAAUAGAGACGGCAUGUAUUAUAUAUACACAUAUAUAUAUAUAACUAUGUAUGUAUAUGUGUGUGUGUGUGUGGUACAUGUCUGUGUAAAUGGAUGCAUGCACUAAGGUACAUAUAUGCAGAGUCACAUUAUGCAUACAUGUCUUCUUGGGCUAUGUUUGUGUGUUAUGUAUGGGUCUAUGUCUGUGUGUGUAUGCAUAAGAAUAUAUGUGAAGCCAUACAUAUUUGCACAUACAAUUAUGUACAUGCUUGUUUCAAGUCUGGUGGAGUGCAUGUGUGCAUAGUUGAAGGAAGGGUGUGUGUUUGCAUGUAGAUUGUAUGUUUUACAUACACACACAUAUAUAUACACACAUACAUAUUUAUACACAUACACACACACACAUAUAUACACACGUGUGUGUAUGUAUGUAUGUGUGUGUAUGUAUGUAUGUGUGAUUGUAUCUUAAAAAAAAAUUACCAAAGCCUAAAUCUGAAGCUUAAACAAUUUAGAUUGAAGAAUGAAUAGUUGAGCCACUCUGGGAGGUGUUGGGCUCCACUGAGGUCUGUUUAAGCUAGGCUUAUGCUUGGGGAGGGUAGGGAGGAAUCUCAGCACUGCUCAGGGUCAGCAGUCAAAGAAUUUGGUUCGAUAUUUGUCCAACAAAACAAGAUUUUGAAGAAAGCAAAAAAAAAAAAGCAAAAACGAAACAACAAACAAGCGAAAAAUACUAACAGAACUGGGGGUAAAAAUACAAGACAAAAAGGAAUUUAAAACUAAAUAAAUCGCAGGGUCGCCCAAAAUUUUGGAAAAAAUACAAAAAAAAUAGAAAAAAUGAAAGAACGAGCAAAAGCCUAAAACAGAAACUUUACUGAAAUCUAUUGCCAUGCAACUCCGUCGUACAGCUCACAGCUUCUUUCACUGAUGGCGCCUCUGGUCCGUAUAAUUAAAACAAAAAUAAACAAAAAACAAUAAUUAGUGAAAAAAAAAGUGAGGAAGAAAAAGAAAAGAGAGAAAAAAAGAACAAGCUUUGAUAUUUUUGUAUAAACAUUGCCAUCAAUAUGUGACGAUUUCAUUCACCAUGUGUGUAUUCUUUUUGUUUUUCUCUUAUCUUUUUCCUCUAUACUUUUAAAAAGGUGAAAGAAGAUUUUAAAAAAUAUAAAAAAAUAGGAGCUUAUGUUUAACAAAAAUAUAUAAAAAAACAAAAAUGACAAUACUGAAAGAAGAAAAUCGAGUCCAUCCUUGUUUUUUUUUAUUAUUUUUUUUUUUUCUUUCUUUCCAUUUAAGAAAGACAGUUAAACGAGUAAAAGAGAAAAAAAAAACAAAAAAACAUUGACAAUACUUUUUUCCUUGGUUGUAUUAUUUUAAGAGUAAACGACAAAAUGAACAACAGUAAAAAAAAACAAAAACAUCCAAUUAUGAGAAACCUGGGGAAAAAAAUAACAAAAAAAAAGCAACUUUUUUUUAAAAGUGAUAAAAAUUCUGAUCAUUGUAAAUAUUGCAUGAGAUAGUGAUGUCACUAUUUUGUGAUGUUUUUAGUACUCACUAGGAGAGGUUGUUGUUGCCCUUGUUCUGAACUGCAUCAUCUGCCUCAUAUCUCCAUGGUUACCAGCUUCAUUCUUCUCAUCACUGGACCUAGGGUUCCCCAUUCCCACCCCCUGUCACCACUGCUGUGACUCUCCUUCCACCCCCACCCUUCCAUUUACUCUUUUCUCUUUUCAGUCAUCACCCUUGUUCGCUCACUCACAACCACCGCCAUGCCCUUUUCUCCAAAAAAAAAAAACGGUAAAAGAGGGGACCCCUACCUCUUUCCUGGCCCUGUAGUCUCUCCACCCUAACCUUCCCACAUCCACACCUCCUCUCCACUCAGAACCGAACCUUCAAGGACAGUAAGAUGACAAAAAUUACUGCUACAACAACGCUCUGUCCACAAUGUUUUUUUUUUUCAAUGGAAAAACAAAUAAAAUUAAAUAAUAAUAAUAAUAGUCAUUAAAGAA
Messenger RNA from Octopus sinensis (East Asian common octopus), 3605 nucleotides. RefSeq names its product protein pangolin, isoforms A/H/I/S. Lineage: Eukaryota; Metazoa; Mollusca; Cephalopoda; Octopoda; Octopodidae. The transcript has 12 exons. Gene Ontology annotation, cellular component: beta-catenin-TCF complex. The record is from RefSeq and is a predicted model, not a curated record. Gene Ontology annotation, biological process: canonical Wnt signaling pathway; regulation of transcription by RNA polymerase II. Gene Ontology annotation, molecular function: RNA polymerase II cis-regulatory region sequence-specific DNA binding; DNA-binding transcription factor activity, RNA polymerase II-specific. The coding region runs from base 33 to 1493 and encodes 486 amino acids.